CCCAAACUGGCCUUACUGUAUACAUCGCCAGCUCCGUUGCCGCCGGCGCAUACGGUAGGCUUGCCCUCGGAGCCGACCGGCGACCAAACCCCUCGUGGGAUGGAUGAUCCCAAUCGCCGUCGGAGGCAGAAUGAAGCGCCCAUGCAUCCCACCUCCAACCCAAGAUAUAACGUACAACAGCAACAACAACAGCAACAAGACCCUUUGCAGCAGCGCCGCAACAUGGCUACAGGUUCGACCGAGCGAUACAACAGGCCAGCGCCACUAAACACUUCGCCCUCGCAGGCGCGAGGCAUGGGAAGCACGGGUAGCUACAGCACCUACAAUUACCAAGAGCCGGUAGCAGGCUCUUUCAACGCGCCCAUGGCGGCGAAUACUAUGCAUUACCCCUCAGGAUAUAGCCAGGACGGCCGUCCGGCGCAGAAUUUCGGUGGAUACAACGCGGCCAUGACGAUGGGAUACGACAACCUGACUGGUGCGACGGGCUCCGUCUACGAUAACCAGGCGCAAUUCCAACGGCAGCCUGCAGCUGCUCCGAUCUUGCCGACAGACGUGUCGACGUCGUACUUCUCCAAUGACCCGAGUAGUAGCACAGGAACCUCCAACCUUCCCCAUGCGCAACCGGCGAGCGCCACGGCGACGGCAUAUCAACAGCCACAGAUGGCCAACUACCAGGCGAACAUCCCUAACGUCGGCGCGAUGCCACAGCAGACUUCGAGUGCCGACGUGUCAAUGGAAGAGCAGGACUAUUCUGCCACAGGCGGCCUGGAAGAAAAAUGGAUGGAAUACCAGUCUGCGCUGCGGGGUGUCUUCCAAAAUGUCCGCAAUGGUGUGCUCGAAAGCGCCAGCCAGUCACUUCUGGAUGUGUCAAACUGGCUCCUGACGCAGGUCGUCGAUCUGGGCCUCAACCUGGACGACCAAAAUUUGCAUGGAGACCGAAUCAAACUAUGGAACGACUUCAAUCACGCGUGGCUCUCACUAUUCCAGAUGCAGAAGGAUUUGAUGGAGCCGGGCAGACAGCUGCAGCGAUCGCAGACCUUGGUCCCCAAGGAAGGCCUUGAAAAAAUGGGCAAAGAGCUCGUCCGGCUUUGCGACGGCAUUGAGCGACAUGGUCUGGUCGACUACCAAUACGGAGUAUGGGAGCAGCAGAUCAUAGAGAUCAUCGAAGCUUGCCUCGACCAGUACGAGGCAAAUGAAGAAUCGAGCGGCAACGGCGGCGGCGGAGCUCAAACGGGGUCCGGCUCUCAUCAAGGAAGCAGAUAA
This is a messenger RNA of Colletotrichum costaricense, 1263 nucleotides long. RefSeq lists its product as uncharacterized. The transcript is spliced from 3 exons. The annotation marks the transcript as partial. The record is from RefSeq and is a predicted model, not a curated record. NCBI's taxonomy places the organism in Eukaryota, Fungi, Ascomycota, Sordariomycetes, Glomerellales, Glomerellaceae.